CUCAGCCCAUGUCCCCAUGCUGGCAGAAAAGAGAGAGGACCCAGGAAAACCCAAAUUGGCAGGGGACCAUGGAGAAGGGGAUGCAGGGCUUGCACACUCCUCCACAAGAGACAUAAGCCACCCUGAUGAAGCCCAGAUGCCAAAAGGGAUGCUUCUGAACAGGACACCUCACAGCCCCUGGCGACAGAGCCGUAGCUUUCAUCUUGAUGCUCCCUGUGAACACAGUACCCGACAUCACCCUCAGAUUAAGCUUCUAGAGCCACCUCCAGGAAUCCCUGGGGUGAAGGUACCUGAGAAGAAUGACCUGCACAGCAGUCAAACCAAGCUUACUGUAUUCCUCAAACCAGCAAGGAUUCCUAAGAAUGCCCAGCCUGUGGUGCCCCAGGCAUCACAGGGCCAGCUUUUCCUGGGCCAACUCGUUCAGGGUAAGCCUUUGCAGGGCCAAACUUUGAAAGGUCAGGUUUUGCAGGGACAGGUGAUGCCAGUCCACACUCACAAGAGGCCCAGCCUUCCAGAAUCAGGCUUGAGAAGUAAGAUGAAAUCCUUUCUUCACUGUUUUAACUCCAAGGCAAAAGGCAAAGUGCAUGAGGAAUCCAUGUCCUCUACAGCUGGGAAAGGGGCCAACACCAGAAAAGAAAAUGCAGAAAAGGGCCUGGCUCCAGCCAAAAGUUCUAUGGGGCGAACCAAGACAGAGAGGACAAGAGGGGACUCCAAAGCCCAAUCUUCCCCCACUGAGAAGCAGGAGGGUUUGACCUUCUUGGAUGGUCCCCAUUCCCCUGACAGUAAGCUCCGGCACCGCUCCCGCUCUCACCAAUUCCAUUCUGCCUCAGUCCUGGGCCACCCCCGCCACUGCCCUCGGCACUGUCCUUGAGUGGCUUGUGCCACACAACCAGGGAAUGUACCCUAGCUCUCACCUCCCACCUCAGAGAGAAACGUUGGUCUGCUCAAAAAGACCCAACACAAUCAAAAGUCAUUGUAGGCUCUCAUCUGUGUCC
This is a messenger RNA of Mustela lutreola (European mink), 995 nucleotides long. Its product is annotated as protein SPATA31F1-like. Bases 17 to 871 code for a protein of 284 amino acids. NCBI's taxonomy places the organism in Eukaryota, Metazoa, Chordata, Mammalia, Carnivora, Mustelidae. The record is from RefSeq and is a predicted model, not a curated record. The transcript has a single exon.